AUGCCCAAGAGCCUGGCUGAGCUGCUGCUCGUCAUGAACAAGGACAGCUUGGGCAACCCGUUGUCUCACAUGCUGGAGGUGCCAAGGAACCAGCUCACCAGCUUCCACUUUGUGCCGAGUGCCCAAUUGGUGACCACAACCAAGACCUCGGAUGAUGCAGGGCCCAGUUUCUUGCCCGUCAACACAAACGGCAUCAUCGAUGCCAGCAUCAGGAGCCCAAACUACAUCAGCUCGGUGGCAGGCCAUCAUGCGGAGGUCAUCAAUGCCACGACCGUGUUUACAUCUGCUGCCCAGCACCAAUAUGGACCACUCAACAUGGUCACCACAAAUGUUUCACAGCAACAACAACAACAGCAACAGCAGCAGCAGCAGCAGCAUGUUCGGGUAGGGAUUUCACAAGGCACAAUUGUGACGUCAUCACAAAUGCAAUCCAUCUCCAUCCCCAUCAGUGCAGUGGACAAUCUCAGCGCCAUGGAUGCGCAGUUCAAGUACAUUGAGGGCAAGCAGCUCGCUACCACUGGCACCAUGCAGGUUGGUGACGGUAUGGAGCGGAUCACAGUCAAGAUUGACCCUAUAGACGUGACGCCGCUGCAGUCAAGAGCAGAGGAGCAGCUGCUGCACCAGCAGCUGGCGCAGCAUGCGGACGCUGCGUACAGAGGGCGUGCGGAGCUCUCCUGCGUCAUCAAAGCCGAG
This is a messenger RNA of Hyalella azteca, 693 nucleotides long. RefSeq lists its product as uncharacterized. The transcript has 4 exons. NCBI's taxonomy places the organism in Eukaryota, Metazoa, Arthropoda, Malacostraca, Amphipoda, Hyalellidae. The annotation marks the transcript as partial. The record is from RefSeq and is a predicted model, not a curated record.